AUGAUGGCAUCAACAAAUCCUUAUGAAAUUCUUGGAUGUGAAUUUGGAGCAAGUGAAGACGUGGUCAGAAAGGCAUAUAUCAAACUCAGCAAAAAGUAUCAUCCAGAUUUAAACAAAACAGAAGAGGCCAAAGACAAAAUGGCUGAAAUUAACGCAGCCUAUGCUCAAAUUAAAAAAGGAAGCGUACAAGAUCCAAAUACUGGACCAUUCCAAGGAACAGGAUCUUCGGAUCCAAAAGGAUUUUGGGGCAAAGAUCCUUUCGGAAGUGGAGCACACUACAACCCAUUUGACGUUUUCCCAUUCAACGAUGAUGACUUUUUAACUCGAUUAGAAAAAUAUAAAAGAGGAGAGAGAACGUGGUUUACUGACUCAGAGCAUACAACAUUUAUUGGAUUAAUGAAUAAGCAUAGAAAAGAGCAGAGAUUAGAAAAAGAGAAAAGAUACCGAGAAAAUGAAAUCAAUAACCAUUUUAAGGACCAACCUGAAUUUGUUAAGAAAAUACUUUUAAAUUCACCUUUUAUAUUCGCUCAUGCUUAUGAUAUCAAGAUGAAUGGAAUGACACCAGUGAAAGCAAUAGCUUUGGGAUUCAAGCUGUUGACCUAUGUUGCUUAUGCAGCUGCAAUCUAUCUGGUAUUUAAAGGCCUCUCCUCAUUCAUUAAAAGUGGAGCACAAUCGAAAGCAGCUCGAAUGAAAGAAAUUGAAGAUGCCCGAGUCAGAGGAGUUCAAAAUAACAGAUACCGAGUAAUGACCUCAGAGGGUAUUACAAGAGUUGGAAAUGACGGCAAAAAAGGAGUUGGCGAAGAGUACAUUCCUCCCAGAACUCAACAGUCCUACAUGAGAACCAUAAGAAAGAAAAUGGAAGAAAAAGAUUUUGAUAACAGAAAAGAGACAGAGAGUCUUCCGACAAAAGUACAGGAACAAGCCAAUACGAUGUCUAUGACUGAUGUGAAUACUAAAAAGUAA
Molecule: messenger RNA, 963 nt
Organism: Naegleria lovaniensis
Lineage: Eukaryota; Heterolobosea; Eutetramitea; Acrasida; Naegleriidae
Exons: 1
Coding region: 1-963 (320 amino acids)
Cellular component (GO): endoplasmic reticulum
Molecular function (GO): protein-folding chaperone binding; misfolded protein binding
Source: RefSeq, a predicted model, not a curated record